Molecule: messenger RNA, 2253 nt
Organism: Calidris pugnax (ruff)
Lineage: Eukaryota; Metazoa; Chordata; Aves; Charadriiformes; Scolopacidae
Gene: LAMP3
Product: lysosomal-associated membrane protein 3
Exons: 6
Coding region: 68-1354 (428 amino acids)
Cellular component (GO): membrane
Source: RefSeq, a predicted model, not a curated record
CCGGCCCCGGGGGACCCGCUCCCUCCCGGGGCUCCCUCCCUCCCUCCCGCCGCCGGACCCGCCGGCCAUGGGCUGGAGCCGCCGGACCCUCCUCUUCCUCACCUUCGCCUGGGCGCUUUCCUCCUGCCUUGCUGAAGUGUCCCUGGGGGUCGAACCGUCUCCAGAAACCACAUCCUUCCACCAUACGGAUACUUCUGCUCCACCGCUUUCCCUUUAUCAGUCUUCACCCCAUGAAGGCACCACUGUUCAUUUUAACAGCACAGGCUCUCUUGAAACAACACCCCUAAGCCAUGGCACAGCUGUGAGGACAACAGCACCAGCCCAUCACGUGUCAGAAGACACCACCACACAAGUGACCGGCCAGACCUCUCCCGUGGUGGUGUCCACACCAUCAGCAGACGAUGCAACCGCAGCCACUCAAGCUACAACCCAGGCGAUGGGAGCGGGAACACCUGCAGAGAACACCACAACCAUUCCCCCUGUGUCCUCAACCGAGCAAACGAGAACUUAUGUGAGCACAAACAUGACGAUGGCACCCACAAACACAACCGUAAAUCAUACUACCCCAAACACACAGAUGACAACUGCUGCCAUGACUGCUACAGCCACCACCACCCAGACCGUAAAGCCCACCACAGGGUCAGGAAACCAAACAACAGCACCUAAAAGUCCAACCACGACCAACAUGACGACCGUUCGUCCAGGGACUCAAACGGCCGCCCCAUCCACUACGACGGCAGCGAGACCGACUCUGGCACCGCAACCUUCUGCCAUCCCCACCGGCACCUACACCGUGGCCAGCGGGAACAGGACCUGCAUCAAAGCGGUCAUGGGGCUGCAGCUGAUGGCUCAAAAUCCCCAGGAGAAGCGGAUGCAGUACCUGGCUGUCAACCCCAACGCCACCCAGACCUCGGGCAGCUGUGGGACGGCGCAGGCCGAGAUGAACAUCACUUUCAGCGGAGGGUUUAUAAACUUCACUUUUGUAAAGCAACCCCCAAUGUACUAUGUCAGUAAAAUUGAGAGCGGAUUGCAGUCAUUUUCUGGAGGUAUGCUUUACUACGCGGCCAUACGUGACAAGCUGUUUACCACAACGCUGGGGAAUUCCUUUAAGUGUGUCAGCAAGCAAAUCUUCGCCUUGGAGAAUCACUUCCAGCUGCUCUUUGUUAACAUGCAGCUGCAGGCGUUCGAUAUUGCGGGCAACCAGUUUGGAAAAGAAGAAGAAUGUUUUCCUGACAGGAACAGCAGAGCAGCUCCCAUCGCGGUGGGCCUGAGCAUCCUGGGACUCUUUGUCAUUGUGUUUGUCACCUUCCUCAUUUCCCGGAGGAAGCCGCACAGGGGAUACGAACGGAUCUGAGGUGCCCUUGGAUUUCCAGAUGUGUGUAGCAAGGAGGGAGGUGACUGGAGUUUUUAGCUUCUGCCUGGGAAUCUCACUGCCCCAAAGCCACCUUUUCAGGUGGGACAACACCGUGUGUUUAAAGCUACUGAAUGUUUCUGGGAGCGAUUUCUUUAAGGAGGGAAGGAGAGAAUUCACACCUUCUACUUUAGACUCUUCUUAGUAUCUCAUUUAGAAAGCAGAUUUUUAUACUCAAUUAAAGUAUUUGCUUUUUUAAAAGGAGAGAAGGGCUGAGGUGUCCAGCAGGGAAGGUAAAUAUAUGGAGGAGCUUCCAUUCCAAAGGGAGCCCCUGCCUGCAGUAGGGGUGUUAUGGUCCCACACCCUUCCAUGGGGACGUUUUCACAACAAAUGCUGCCAAAACUCAGUCCUGCACGUGAUCUGACCCUGAGCCCUUCUGACACCUGGUCAAUAGGUUUCUCCCAUUCAAAUCUAAAUCCCAUUUCACAUGUUCUUUUAUUUACAUGAUUGGUGCAGUUCGUUGCUCCUACUGAUAUGGAUAUAGCAUCUUCUUGUCAUGUUCUGUGCUUAAAAAUCUCUUUAUGUUAAUAUUCACUCUUUUAACAUUUGAUAUCAACAUGAGGAGAGAAAGCUGUUCUUAAUGACUGAUAACUCUUUGUUUUUUUAAUCUUGUGACAGCCUCUGGCAUUUUUACCAAUGAUGCAAAGUUAAUGUUUUUUUUUUUCCCCAGACUAUUUUUCUUUCUGCAGUGAAUCAAACAGUUGGUAUUGAACAAUAUUUGGCUUCAGGUUUACCUGAUUUUUUUUUCUUACGCUUUUUAUUGCUAUGAUUUGUUUGCUAUUUUUGUGAAGCUACACAUGGCCCUUUCUGGAGGACUAACACUCGGGGCUGGCUCUGGACGG